Glycine soja is the source of this 1404-nucleotide messenger RNA. RefSeq lists its product as uncharacterized. The transcript has a single exon. The record is from RefSeq and is a predicted model, not a curated record. Bases 227 to 1186 code for a protein of 319 amino acids. NCBI's taxonomy places the organism in Eukaryota, Viridiplantae, Streptophyta, Magnoliopsida, Fabales, Fabaceae.
AAGACCAGUGAGUGUUUCACUGAAAGUCAAUCUUUCCAACCCUUUCUUUCCUCUCCCCUUCCUUCCUCUCUCAAACCCAAGUCACAAUCUUGAAAUCUUUGCCCUCACUAUAAAUUCCACCAUCCCAUUCCAACCGACAACCAUUUUUCCACCCUUGUGAUUUGGUUUCACACACACAGAAGAAAAAAAAGAGAGAGAAGAGAAACACACAAACACAAACAGAAGCAUGGAGGUGGAAGUGAUGGUUCCACCGGUGGACUUCAACUUCGACAGCAACUGCUCCUCCCCCUUCAUCACCGCCCCUUCCAGCCCCCAAUUCUUCGCUUCCAACAAACCAAACUUCUUCUUCAGCGCCCCCACCAGCCCCACACGUGGCACCUCCUCCUUCUUCCACGACUCCCCCUCCUCUUCCUCUGUUCUUCCCCAUGAAGAACAACAAGAUUUCGAGUUCAAUUUCAGCGGCCACCUCGACCGCCCUUCUCUCUCCGCCGCCGAGCUCUUCGACGGCGGAAAAAUCCGUCCUUUGAAGCCGCCUCCGCGGCUUCAAACUCCGGUAACAUCCCCAAGGUCCAAACUUUCUCCCCGCAAGAAGAAGAAAGACUUCGACCCUUUUGCAGAGGCAAUGAAAGAAACUCUUAAGAGAGAAGAACAAGAAGAAACACAACGAAGGAGGGAAAGGGUUUCGGUUUCUGGUCGUAAAGGAAGCAGGUCGUUGUCCCCUUUGAGAAUCUCCGACAUCGUCGUGUGCGACUCCGAAGACAAAAGCGUUUCUUCUUCAACAAGCAACAACAACUCAAAAACAUCCUCGUUUUUGUCUUCGAUUCCCUUCACGAGAAAAUGGAGGUUCAGGGAUUUUCUCCUCUUCCGAAGCGCCUCGGAGGGAAGAGCAACGGACAAGGAUCCUCUGAGGAGAAAAUACGCGGUUCUGUCGAAGAACAACAACGAGGAUGUUCCGAACUGCAGCUUCCGGUCCACGGAGAGUAAUUCUUCCGGUUCGUUCUCGAAGCGGCGCGGACCGGUCUCGGCCCACGAGCUGCAUUACACGCUGAACCGGGCCGCGUCGGAGGAGAUGAAGAAGAGGACUUUCUUGCCUUACAAGCAGGGGUUGUUGGGCUGCUUGGGCUUUAAUCCUGGUAACAUGCAUAAUCACAUUUCUAAGGGGAUUGGCUCUUUGACGCGUUCUUAGUCAAAUCCAAAUUCCUCGUUUGGAUCUUGCUCUGCUCUCUUUCUUAUCUUGGUGUUUGUGGUUAAUUAGGUUUCAUACUGCCACAUGUUCACCUCCUUUUUUUUUUUUGGAUAUUGUUGUCUCCAUGUUUACGUCAGAGACUAGACUGAAAUUUGUGUCAAAAUAUUUGUACCAUUCACAUCAACAUAUAUAUGAUAAGUUUACUCACACAUGUGACA